Molecule: messenger RNA, 1430 nt
Organism: Lycium barbarum (goji berry)
Lineage: Eukaryota; Viridiplantae; Streptophyta; Magnoliopsida; Solanales; Solanaceae
Product: F-box/kelch-repeat protein At3g23880-like
Exons: 2
Coding region: 64-1122 (352 amino acids)
Molecular function (GO): protein binding
Source: RefSeq, a predicted model, not a curated record
AGGGAAGAGCAAAUCAAAUAAUGGUAGUAGAGAGCAGAUGGAUAUUGAUCAGAGGAAAUAAUUAUGGAGAUCCUCAGCAGGUUACCCGUGCGGUCUAUUCUCCGAUUUAAAUGUGUUUCAAAACCUUGGGGAACAUUGAUCUCCGGACCUUACUUUAAGAUGACGCAUCUCAAUCAUGCCAAGAAUGACCAAAAUUCCAAAAAACUUCUUAUUUCCCAACGUUGCCCUGAAACUAAUAUAUAUUCCAUUUAUUGUCUUCUUUUAUCAUCGCCGGUUCAACCAGUUGAGAAUGUACAAAAGCUUGAUUUCCCUUUAAUCUCUAGACCAUUCAGAUGCGCAAUCCAGGGUUCCUGUGAUGGCUUGGUUAUUAUCUGUGUUAAUGAAAAUAUUGAUGUUGGACGCAACAUACGUUUGCUAUGGAACCCCUCCAUUGGAGAAUCAGUAGUACUUCCCCAUCCAGAGCUUCCAAUGAAUGAAGGAUCUCAUUUGGGAUUUGUUUAUGACUCAACUUUUGGUGACUAUAAGAUCCUUAAAAUUCACACUGGCAUAGAUAGUCCUGUUGAAAUUCUUGCAUUGAAAAGUGGUUCCUGGAGAAUUAUUGAUAAACAUCCUCGUGGCAUUCACAAUGUGAUAUCUAAUACGGAGUCUUUGCCAUUUGUAAACGAGGCAUUUCAUUGGAUCGGUUUUUCAAGAGAAAAGUAUUUUGUGGUUUCAUUCAGUAUUUCAAAUGAAACGUACGGAGAGAUACCCUUGCCAGACCAAAUGUUAUGCUUGAGGCGCAACAUCUAUAUUGGCGUUUCAGUAUUGGAAGGUAUGUUUUGUGUUCAUUCUUCUCCUUAUGAUCAGAGGAACGCCUAUUUUAAAUUAUGGGUAUUGAAAGACUAUGGUGUCAAGGAAUCUUGGAAUGCAUUGUUUAUUCUAGAAGAUCCCUGUCUUGUUGGCACCAUACCAAUUUAUAGGUUUGAGGAUGGUGAAGUGCUAUUUUGGGGCUUGAAUGUUGAUUUUGCUGCGUAUUCUUUUAGGACAUCCACAGGACCAUUUGCAUUAUGGCCUCGAUGUGAUACCGUUCAUACUGGAAUCGCUUUCACGGGAAGCUUGAUCUCUCCAAAAUCACAAAUUUAGUGUUUGCUUAUGUAUGAUUGAGCCGAGGGUCUAUAGUAAACAGAGUCUCUCUACCUCUCAAGGUAGGGUUAAGGUUUGUGUACACUCUACCCUCUCAUAGCAAGUAAGUAAUAUUUUAUCAUCCAAGUCAUGUUUUCCAAGACCGAUUUUAGAAGUUGUUUCUGCUUAACUUUUGUUGGGCAGCAAGGUGAGCCGACCUUUUCUUUAUUUUAAUAAUUGUGCAUAAUCGAAGUUGUAACUUGAUUUAUGUACAAUAUCGACCGAAUACUAUUUUAUAUCAAUGGCAUACUAAAAGAACGUUGUAACAA